Messenger RNA from Trichomonas vaginalis G3, 2337 nucleotides. RefSeq names its product notochord cell vacuolation. The transcript has a single exon. The record is from RefSeq and is a predicted model, not a curated record. NCBI's taxonomy places the organism in Eukaryota, Parabasalia, Trichomonadida, Trichomonadidae. Gene Ontology annotation, cellular component: endosome; HOPS complex. The coding region runs from base 1 to 2337 and encodes 778 amino acids. Gene Ontology annotation, biological process: organelle fusion; vacuole organization; endosome organization. Gene Ontology annotation, molecular function: protein-macromolecule adaptor activity.
AUGACUUCCAUUCCACAACAAGAUUUUGAUUUUUCCGAUGUUGCUGAGUUUUCUCCAGUGAACGGUUCAUUUAAAAUCAGGGAUGGAAAUCUUUGGGCUCUUACAAAAACCAGAAAACUCUUUUUCUGCCGAAUGUUAACUUACGAUUUACCAAAAUACAGACUAGUACAAGGUGCAGAGAAUAUCCUUUUCCUUUUUGUUUCUCCUGAUGGCAAAUAUUGCAUGUACAGAACACAAAAUUGCACUUAUUUUGUUUCUGAUAUUGAUUUAAUUCCACAUUCAAUUCAUAUGGAUGCUCAAUAUCCAAUUACAGCAGUUUCUUGGCUUAAAAAAGAAUCAACGACAACUCUUUUCAUGAUAACAAACGCGGAUAGUUUAUAUGUCGUUAGCGUCUCGAGUAAGAAUCCUCAAACACAAAUUAUCCCAAUGCCACAAGUUCAUAAGAAAAUACAAGAGAAACCCGUCGGUCUUUUAAUUCUAGAUCUCGACAAAUUACAAAAAAUCGGAAUGAUUAUCAUUACAAAAACACAAAUCGUGCCAUUUAUUUUGAAUUUGAAUUACAUAUGCGAACAUAUACAGAACCAAAAGGCCGCUCACUUCCCAAGCCUUAGAAAUGCCAAUUCUCCUUUAGUUACUGAAGGAAACAUGAUUGGCGUUUGGGUAUCCAAUGAGCGAAUUUUUGGCUUCGAACUCAAUGACAAAGCUCUAAAACCCGAUGAUAUUAUUUCGAAUCAAUUUUUCUUUACAAUUCCAGGCAAUACGAUCUGGUAUACCAUCAACGACGGACUUGUUUUUACCAUGGAUAUGAAUGUACAUAUCAAUUAUCUCUACGAUAGCAACCUUUACGAACUUUUGAGUAUUCCUGUUGAUCCUUCAACGCUUGCCGAUAUAGAUCCAGUGACGAAAGACGUUUAUCUGUUAAGAGAAACCGGUUUCACAAGGUAUUCAUUCCCAGGAUCGAACCAUACAUCGGAAUCCUUUUUCAAUAUGCUUUACUCGCAAUCUUUCAAUCUCCACAACCUCAAACUAUCAUUACACUUGUUCACACACUCAGGAAAAUCACUACAACAGCACUUAAAUCAUUACAAUACGACAGAUAGAAUCAAAAUUUUGAGAUAUCUCUUGAAGGAUCUCCGAAAUGCGGCCGGAAAUGGAAGAUCCACCAUCAAGUUACAGGCAAACCUCGCGUAUCGAUGCUUAGAACUCUGUAUUCGUGCUCAUGCCGAAUCAAAUUACUCGGAAUCGUCUCCUAUCAUCAAAAACCUGCUAAGCGUCAAUCUUAUUUCGGUUAAGAAUGUCAAGGAGCUCUGUAUUCAGUACGGAGAAGUUGAUUUUGCGUUAGAAUUUAUGGAUAUUAAAGAAAAACUAGAUUUACUAUAUGAUCGUGGUAAUUAUUCUGCUGUUCUUGACAAGCUAUUGCUCCUCCCAGACGUAGAUUUGAUUGUUGAUUACGUAAUUCGAUUAUUACAUUUCGAUAUUGAUAAAACAAAAGAGAUUAUCAGGAAACUACCUUCAUGGGAUAACUACAAACUCAAUCAUAUCCUCUCUGCCCCAGAAUUCGAGGACAUUGUCGCUGAAGCGCCGAUUACAAAAAUUACAACAGACGCUCUGAAGCAUUUAUAUGCAGAAUACUGCGCCAAAAGAGGUAAUCUCGAGUUCCUUAAGCACAGUGCCAUCCCAUUACCUACUAAAAUGGCUGUAAUUAGAUCUCUUUCCGCACAGAAGCGCUACAAAGAGUUUUCAGAUGGUUUAUUCUUUGCAAAACAAUACACUGAUAGUGUUUUGGCUGCACUUGACUCUUCUAUUGAAGAUUGUGUCAAUUCUAUUGUCAGGAUUCCAGAGCGAGCUCAUUUGAGGCGCAAUGUUACUAAAGCAGUCUUUAGCACAGUUCAAAGAGAUGUCGCACAGCAGAUCUGCCGCAUACUUUUGUCGAAAAACUGCAUUGAUCAGUCCAUUGCGUUGGAAUACCUCCCAAACGAUGCUAAAGUUAGUGAUUUAACAACAUCAAUGCAAUCAUACAUAGCAAAGAUGUGUUCUGAUCAACAAUACAUCACUAAGGAAUCUAAAAUUACACAAGAUAAAAUCUCACGUGCUCAUGUUCUGAACAAAGCACCUAAAUUCAGUGUUGAAAUAUCCCGAGACGAAACAUGUCCAUUCUGCAAGCAGACUCUUAUCGGAAAGCCAUUCUUAGUCUUUCCUUGCGGUCACAAAUACCAUAAAGAGUGUUCAGUUCAGCGUAAAGAAUGUGCAUUGUGUGCAAACCCAGCAAUCAUGGACAUUGGAGUUCCUUUUGUCGGAAAUCCUCUUAAAUGGUCAACAGAAAUCAAUAGACCUUAA